Messenger RNA from Podarcis lilfordi (Lilford's wall lizard), 36216 nucleotides. The record is from the annotation of a GenBank genome assembly. Lineage: Eukaryota; Metazoa; Chordata; Lepidosauria; Squamata; Lacertidae.
CGCCAUGUCGAGCGCGGCAAAAGCACCAGCGGAGCAUGCGCAGUAGGGUUUCUUUCGUACCUCCUGGCAGCCCUCAAGAGAGGCGAGGGCGGAGGCGAGCGCCGCGCAUGAAUGCUGGUCAUGCGCAGUGGGGCGAACGGAGGGCGCGAUAAAUCGAGAGCUGCCUGGGGCGAUCAGCUGCGCAUGCGCCGUUUGGCGAACGAUAGGGCGACGGUGCUGUCUUGGCGGGACGGUUAAAUUGCAAAGUAAGUGCGGCGUCGUGUUAAGACUGGGAGGGGGCUGAGGCAGUCCUUCCUCAGAGGCUUAGGGUGGGGAUUCAAUAACUGGGCUGGCUGUACCUAGUGCGCUUCUGCUUUUCAGGUUUCCGUUUCCACAAACACGAAAGAUACUCUGUAUAUGCUCAGAGGCUCUUGCUCCCUCGGUUCAGUUUUAACAAGACCGUGUUUUCUUUCCUUCGGGGGACAAAUAUAUGUUUCUGGUGCUCGGUGUAAGAACCUGAAUAGGAGUUUUGUUCCUGCAUAUAUGAAAUUAAUAAAUAUAAGCAACUGACACAAAUGGCCAGCAGAGGCCUGAGGAAAUAGAGGGCUUUAUGGUUUUUUUUGUUUUUUUUUUAAGCAAGCACCUGGACAACAUUGCCGGCAUUUGCCUUGGCUCACAGUGGAGGUGAGGAGAGGGUUGCCACAAGAAAUGAAAAGUUACUGUGAAAUGAAUCUCUUUGGACUGUGGCAGAGUCAGGAGAUGAAUGUAGUGGGUUGAAAGUAGUGAUUGGGCAGGUUGAUACAAAAAAAAAAAAAAGUGCUCCCAUGGGUAGUCUGGUGCUUAAGGAAUCAUUAAAACUUUCAACUUAACCUGAGAAUAUAAAAGUCUUCACCUGACACCAAAAUAGUGGUGGGUACCAGGUUAGCCUCCCUCAGGACUCCAAAGAAUUGCUUGACCACAGCUGCCCUCUUCCUACCACCCACCUAAUAAGGCUGGUACACCUGGAGGAGAAACAAGAGGAACCAUACUUCCUAGUUUUUUGGGUAUUUUCUCACUAGUGUGAGAACAGGAAUAGGAUAUGUUCUGGGAAGUAUUUAAGAGUUUCUUUCUCUAGGGCUCGCUUUUUAAAACAAACUUCUUUUUUUGCUGUUUUUCAGACCAACAGAACCGAACAUGAGACGAUCAGCAGCUCCUAGUCAACUGAUGGGAAAUUUAGUCAAAAAGCCAAGGUUUAUACCUCCAGGAAAAACCCAUAUGUUGUCUCUGAAAAAAGAAUCUGAACGCUCAGGCUCAGAGGUAAUAUUAAAAGGGAGGAAGGAAGCAAGUGUAAUAUUAUUACUGAAUGAAAACUGUACUUGAAGAAUCUAUGUCAGAAAUCCAUGGAAUCUUAAUUCUCACUGGGGUAAUAGGUUUCUUUCUGGCCUAGGCUAUAAGGGGCUUACGGUAUCAGAUGCUUCACUCACAAAUUUCUUCCAUAUAGAAGACAAGCUGUCAGGGAGUGCCAGUAUCACUUCCACUCUGAUACUUAACUUUCUGUAUGCAGGGAUUUAUUUAUUUUUCGGUGGGGGAGUAUGCAAUCAUGUAUGCUGCCACUUGCAACCUGAAGCUGUCCAGCCCAGAUGCAUGUUUACUUGUAAUUUUGCAUUCUGCUCUGUUAGUCCAUAUGUAGAAGGGUCCUGAAAGCAAAACUAUAGACAAAUCGUCUGAAAAAUGACUCCACAGCUAAACAUCAGUGGCAUCAGUUGAAACUGGUUCACUCAAUGGCAGCGUUUGCAUGUCACAAUAGUUGAUGGUUUACUGUCAACGUGCAGAAGUCUCCCACUUCAUUCCUCCCUUCUAGCCAGUGGAAGAAAAAAAUACAAUCCCUAGCUUACUGUUCCAUUCAAACUAGGGAUUGUGAUUUGUUUCACUCAAAGCAAACCACUAUGUGAAGCCAAAGUUUCUAGGUUUACCAGUUGGAUUUUGGUUGAAGCGAAAUAAACAAUGACUCCCAGUUUGGAUGUAAUGGCAAGCCAGGGAUUUUGGUUUGCUGCACCCACUCUCACCAGGGGAUGAACAAAGUGGAAGUGAUCACUUUGUGCGUGGUAAACUAUUACCUUUGGCAUACUAGAACACACAGACCAGGCCUUUGUUCUUUUGCACGUGUGUUAAGAUUGUGCCAUGGUUUGUACAGUAUCUUUAUAUUAAUGUGGAACUUAGGGAUGCUGUGUGAGCACAAUGCUUGGUACUGAAUAGAGCCACAAAUACUAGAUUCAUAUGUUAUUUCAAAGUACAUAUGUGCAGAAGGCCGAUGUUAGCCUUCGUGUCCUAGAGAAGCCUUUCUCCCACUACUUCAGUUUUCAUUUGUGUUCUUUCCCCAAAGUUCUCUAAAGGAAGGCUAGAGAAAUAUAUCUGCUCCCAGUAACUCUGCCCCAGUCCCAGAAGUUCUCCAUUGGGCACUUCUAGGAUAGCCUCAUCCCUAUGUUUUGACCUUCUCUUAGAAUGGUAAGGCCAGGGAGUGCAGACAAAUCUCUCUCCACUGGCUUGGAAAUUGUGGAGAGAGCAUAGUUAAAGCUAGGCUUCUCACAGUGCCUCCUUCCCUCCUUGGAGCUCUCUCCUUCAUCAUAUGAACUACUUCUUUCAGGCUUCAGCUAGUAUUUAAAUAAGAAAAAGCUACACACUUAUUUUGAUACUGUUGCAUGAAAAGUUGUGUACAAUCUAAACUGUUUCAGUGUCUUGUAGGUGGAUGAGGGACAACUGAAUGGCUCAACAUCUGCAAACAUCUGUUCUACAACUUGUGACUUAAGUUCUACACUGGCUGUGAAAUCUGAUCAAGGAGAAUUUUGCUCUAAAAAUAAUAAUAAUGACUGCCAUUUUGAAACUGGAGUGAAAUCACCAUAUAGAACUAAAAUAGGUAAGAAAACAAACAUUUGAAUGUUAUCCUAGUAGACUGGUUUAAUAUAAAGUAAAGCAUAGCAGUUUUUAAAAUUGCUUAUGAAGGAAAGCUGUCAAGAGCUUGAGAGUGAAGUCAAACCAUUAGCAGGGAUGGCCAACUCCCAAGAAGCUGUGAUCUACUCAGAGUUAAAAACUGGCAGUGAUCUACCCUCUUUUGGGGGGUUCAGGUUAAAGUUGUUGAGCUUUUUUGGGGGAGGAGGAAGGCCCAUUUUUUAGGGCUUGGGAGCAUGAGUUCUGAGAACUGUAAACAAUAAAUGAAGGUUAAAUAAAUCCAUCAAAAAAUCAAUCUAUAUCUACUAGCUGUAGACUGUGACAUAAUGAUUUCUGUAUUUUAUUAUAGUAGGAUGGUAUGUGUUUCUUUGAAUAAAUUAAAAACCUAUCAGAUCCCAUAAUUGCCUUAUACCCUUUCAGAUUUGUUAAUCCACUUGCCCAAUUUUAUGAUGCUUAGUGUUCGUGCUGCUUUUGAUAAAUUGUACUUUGUUUGAAGGAUCCUUUUUGUUGUUGUUGAGGCACGUUUCUGACCUGCAUGAUGCAUGGUUCUGGUUUGCUGGUUCCAUUUGGUUUUGUGGUUCUGUUAAUAGCCUCUCUGGCACUCUUUUUGUUGGAAUGUUACAUUUGUUUUUCUGACCCUGUUUUUAAAUUGGCUGCUUUGAAUGGUUUGUGACACAGUUGUACUCCCAUUUACCUGGUUAGAAGUUCCACCUGAUUGAAUAGGACUGACCUCAGAAGAGACAUGUAUAAAACAUCGUUGUAUCUUACUAGUCUACAGGAGGCUCCCCUAUUUCAGAGGCGGAAACUGUUUUUUCCAGCCCAAGGGCUACAUUAACUAUUGGGCAACCUUUCAGGUGACACAUGCCAUCGGUGGGCAGGGCCAAAUCAAUGGAUACAACAGGCUUGCUUCUGCAUUCAUACCACCCUCUCUGUCCUCCAGCCAGGAAUUACCAGACUUCAGGGACUCUCUAGCCAGACAAAAACAUUUGAGGAGGAUGUGAAACAGGGUUAGUAAGAGGUGUAGUCUGGGAAAGGGUGUAUGACAGGGGCGGAGGCGGGUCUGGAUUGGCCCCCACCCUUUGCACUAUUCUAUAAUAUAUGAAAGGUGAGGGAUGGAACAUUUGCCUUACUCAUAGACAUGUUAUUUUAUUUGCUCUCAUUAUAUUUUUAUAUUGCCCUUCCUCAGGGGUCAGCAACCUUUUUCAGUCCACCAUCCCUCAGACCAUGUGGUGGGUCGGACUAUAUUUUGAAAAAAAAAUAUGAACAAAUUCUUAUGCCCCACAAAUAACCCAGAGAUGCAUUUUAAAUAAAAGGACACAUUCUACUCAUGUAAAAACACGCUGAUUCCCAGACCGUCCGUGGGCCGGAUUGAGAAGGCGAUUGGGCUGCAUCCGGCCCCCGGGCCUUAGGUUGCCUACCCCUGCUGCAGAGAGCUCAGAGCUGAGGUCAUGGUGCUCUACUUGAGCUAUGAGUUAAUAAAAUUGCCAAUAAAUGUAGGUAUAAACACAAUUAACAGGCAAAUUGUGGGUGAACCUUGCUUGAAGUUGCCCACGCCAAAUAGCUAACUUUUAAAAAAUUGUUUAUUGUUUGGCUUCCCUCCACAUAAUUAUUAAGGCUAAAGUAGCAAUUGGAUUAAAUCCUCCCUCAAAUCUUUUCAGACUCGAUACAGGGUAAAGAUUUCCAAAUCCUAAUUACAAAUGGAAUGAUCUGUCCAUUUUGGUUCUCUUAGGGUCCGUCCCCCCCAAUCUUCAAUUCAGUUCUCCACACUUCUGUGGCAAUUUGCAUUUUAUAAAUAAAUCAUGAAAGUUCCAUGCUUAUCCAUAUGAAAUAUUUCAGAAUUUACACUUGGGCAAAAUGUCCAUUAGUUAACAAACUUUCAAGAAAUCUUCAUAAAGCUGGACGUAAAGCGAAAUGGGGUGGGGGGGAUGGAGGGAAUUCGGCUGAUGAUGUUGUUGCCAGGCAGUCUGGAUUUGGUCAUUGUUUUAAGAUGGAAGUGCAAGGGGAGAUGGCAAACUUAAUUGGAUUAGGCUAGGAGGUGCUAUGCCGGUUUCAGGUUGCAUCAAGGACAAAGAACCGCACAAUGGCUGAUCUCCUGUUUUUGAAAAUGUAAAAGCCAGAUGUCUCCCAAAUCUGUCUCAAGUCUUAAGCAAAACACACUUGUUAGAUAGAGAACAGGAAUAAAGAUGCUUUAAAAUAGGGAUCUUUUCAUUUGUUAGAUGUAUGUCUCUUUCAGUUUCCUUGGCUUAAAAUAUUGCCUUGGGCAGGAGAGAAUUCUGAAUGGCUGUCUUACAGGAUGUCAUACUUUAUCCUCACAAGAACCCAGUGAAGGGAGGAGGCCAGGCCAAGAUGUGGUGCUUUGACGCUAGAGAGUGACCUUCAUGGAAUGGGUUUUCCAAAUCCAAAUCCAACAGCCUCUCCUACUUCCUUUUACAGUACUAUACAUUUUCUGAGAGAAGGAGAGAGAAAAUACUGUGUGCGAAUACCUGUGUGAUUUGGGCAAACAAUAGUUAAAAAUUGAUGUUUUCCAUUUGUGCAAUGCUUGGGUUUCUUAACAUAAUAAUAGCUUCUUGGUGGAAGUUAUGAAAAGCCCACACAGUACAAUGAAUCCAGAACCCUGAUUGAAUGUUGUGUUUAUUACUUGACUCCCGAGAGCUAUUUUUUAGCCACAACCCUGCUGAAUGGUGACCAUGGAUGCUGUGAGAUGGGUAGAUUACGGAACGGCACAGCUGCAAGGGGUGGCAGAAUAUGAAAAGAACUUGAUGUUAACGUCGUCCCCCCCCCAGCUCUUUUGUUCAUGGCACUCCUUCUUUUGAGCGACUGCCUCUUUAAAAAGUGUGUGCGUGCGUGGGAAGCCGAGGCAAGCUGCAAAGUGCUGGGGAAGCUUAGCUUUACUGUGAAGCCUGAGCCUGAGUGAAACCUAACUAGCUAGGCGAUAUGCAAUUCCUGAUUGACAGCAGGACUAGCAUUAUGCAAAUACUGCCAGAGAGAACAGCAGCUAGGGAGCCGUGAUCAGGGGCUCUGUUAGGGAUCUCUCUACACACGCCCGCUCCUAAAUCCCCGUUUGUUGUUUUCAUUUCUCCUUUUGCUGUGGUGGUUCGGCUUAACAAUCAAUAAAUGACCAAAAAAAAAAAAGUUGUUGCUUUCUUGGGCAUGAAUAAAUCCAAUCCUCUGUGCAGUUUCAGUUUCUUGUCAGCUCAAAGAGAUGUGCGUGAGCUUGUUAACUCAGGAUGAAUUGGGUAAUAUUUAGCAGGGUAAUGUGCUAAUCUUUAAACCUUUUAUGUUUUCAAUCCGGUGUAUGUAUGGGUCUCUUGACACAAAAGUGUGUGUUUUGCCUGCUUCUCCUCGUCUCCUUCAAUCUGAAGCCUUAUGUAGGUCAGGCUUGGCUUAAGCAGAUUUCCUGAACCUGCGUCAGCUUAAGCUGAAGGAAUUUUAAUAAACCCUCCCUUGUAGGCGUGGGCCUAAAUGAGACAAGCCUAGUUAAGCCUGAUCUUUUUCUGUUUGUGAAAAAGAGCCGAGCAGAGCUAGGAUCUGCGUGGUGGUUUCAGGAACUGCUUCUUCAAGCUGGAGAGAACGAUGGUUGGGAAGGCCAGGUCCUCGAAUUUUACCUUGUCUGAAAAGCUCGAUUUGCUGAAACUUGUCAAGCCGUAUGUUAAGAUUCUCGAAGAGCACACCAACAAGCACUCGGUCAUAGUGGAGAAAAACAAAUGCUGGGACAUCAUAGCCGAUAACUACAAUGCCAUUGGAGCUGACCGCCCUCCUCGCACCGCGCAGGGCCUGCGCACCUUGUACAAGAGGCUCAAGGAAUACGCCAAGCAGGAGCUACUGCAGCAAAAAGAGAGCCUUUCUGAUUAUAAAAGCUACAUCUCUGAACCGACCAAGAAAGUUGUGGAGAUGAUCCCCCAGAUUUCCAGUGUGUGCUUGAGGGAGAGGAGCAAUCUGCCCUGGUAAGUUGACUUUUACAUUGUGCCUGGAUGGCGCUAUAGCGCCUCCUGUCUUCUCUGGCCAUCCCCUUUUGAGCUACAUGCCUUAGCCUUUGGGAAAAGUUAAAACCUUGUGAUUAUUGUUAUUAUUUACUUCUUUAAUUUUUAAACAGUGACUGACUUUUCUGUUCAACUUCCAGCCGCAUUUCAAAAGAUCUUAUUGUCAGACCCUUGGCAAGUGAGGGUUAAGAAAGAAUCCAAGGGAAAUAGGAGCUCCAACUUUUACCCCUCCCCUUUUAAUAGGCAUAGCAUUCAAACACUGACCAAGCAAAAGGCUGUUCUACAUUUAAGGUAGUACUGUGGUCAACUUGCCUCUGCAUACGGAAGCUCAUGCCUGUUUUGGAUAAUAUCUAUCUACAUAAAGUCGAGCAGGAGAACAAAGGAGCCUCUCUCAGUACAGUGUGCCCAGUCAAGGAUUAUGUUAAUCUCUCAGGGUGGAAUACAUUUUGACUGAAUUUAGACCUUUUAAAUGAUUUUACUUCGCAUGCUACCAUGCCUUUUUAAACAAUGCAGAUGGAUUGUUUUAAACAAUCACAUUCUCGGAGGCCAGUAUGCAAAGUAAUGCUCUAAUUUAAACUGCAAAAAAGAGGCUAUGGAGCACAUUUACAGGGGUCGUGCGCAGACAGAUCGGAACACUGCAGUCACACAAAAGUCUUCAUAUUUUCCAGCAGCCUUUUAGUGUAGAAUCAAAUCGGAGCCCCUCUAGAUUUGAGCCAGACGUAGAGCAGGCAGGCUGUCUUCAAGCUUUCUUGCGGGGCCUUUGCUUAUGCCGCCCUCCCCCUCUACAACUGACUUGCAAAACACGGCUGCUCAAAAGCUUCUCAGACCAGAUUUGUCCUGUGCCUGGAUGCAGACAUUUUAAAAACCAGGGGGGGUCGAGCAGCUCUCUUCCUUACUCCUGUCGCAAGCCAUUUAAAUUCAUGUCACUUACUGUGCAAAACAAAUAUGUUAAUCUGAGUUUCCGGGAAAACUGGCAUGUUUGUGCACACUGGCCAGUCCUUGAUUUGUACUGCCUCUGGUUGCUCUGAAUGGUAACAGUCGUCUAAAUCCCACCAUGGCAGAUGCUGUAAAAAUAACAUGUGGUGGUGGGCCUUUUGGUGAAAUAAUUCUGUAUUGCCUAGGGUAAAUAAGGUGUAAUCAAAAUGGACUUUUACAGCACAAUCCUUUAUCUUUCUACUCAGAAGUAAGCCCCUGUUGAGUUCACUCAGGCAUACUCCCAUCUAAGUACUGUAUGUAUAGAUCUGUAAUAGCAUGUUAGAAGGGUGUGUGUAUAUAAUUUCCACAAUACUGAUGUAGAUUUAAAUGGUCAGCAUAAGCCAGAAGUAUGGGGCCACUUUUUGGGUGGUCAUAUACGCUUCCUUUAAGCCCUUAGCCAAUACAUCAGGUUUCUUUUGUAGCUUAUUAAUUUUGUAGUAGUGGAAAUGGGUAGAUUUGUAAUCAGCUGUAUUUUAUUUUUGUAUUGUAAGCCAUUUUGGGUGCUGUGUGAGCAGCACAAAUGUGGCACACAAAUGUUUUGAAAACAUUAAUAGCGUGCACCUUAAAGACCAUUGAAAUCUGAAAGAUUUGUUUUUUUAUUCAAUAAUAAAUGUUUUCCAAAAGCAUCAGUGCACUAACAGUUGGAGAAACAAUCCCCUGAUCCUGACCAUAUUAUGUUGGAGUAAGUUUCAUUAAUCUGAAUGAAACUGACUUCCCUGUAGUUGUUUGGGAUCUAAGUGAAAAGCUUUUCUAAAUCCUUUUUAUACAUAAUAUAUUCCUUUUUCUCAAGAGAGAACUUGUGGACCAAAUUGGCCAUCCUCCCAACCAACCGAGGUUCUGCCUCUUCAUCUCCCCACCGCUUCCCAUGACUAUUGUUUCCGUGUCAGUCUCUGCUGUCUGUAAACCAUUAAUUUCUUCCUCCCAUUUGAUUAACAGAAACCUGAUACGUAGGACAAUUGAGUCAUGGAAUGGGGUUGGCCAACAGGGAUAGAUAAGAAUGAUGCAUAGCUCCAAAUUUCCAGUUCCCGAUCCAAAGUCACCAUUGAGAAGUAGAAACACAAUCUGCUCUGCCUCAUCUCUCUAAAAUGCUCCAGGGGCUGGAUGAAGUGGUGGGUUGGAUGAGAGUAAUAAACUGAGUCUGAAAUCAUAGCAUGAUGGAGGCUCUGUGUGAGAGUCCAGGAAACUGGACUCUUUGAAGGAGCAGGUGCGCCAUCCAGGGUGUCACUGGAGGCGCAGGUGUCCUCAGUGGCUAGGAGGACCUUUUAACAGCUAUGACCACUCAUACAUUGGUAACCUCAGGGUUGGAGUACUGCAAUGUCCUCUGCACAUUUGAGGUUGUGUUGGAGGCUUCAACCAGUGUAGGACGUGGCAACUCGGUUGCCCUUGAGAGCAAACAACUGCCAGUAUUUAACACCUUGUCCACGGCAUUUUCACUGGUUGUUAGUCUGCUACCAAGCCAAGUUCAAUGUUCUGGUACUAACAUAUAGAGCCCUAUUCAGCUCAGGACCAGGUUGCUUGUGAAACCUUCAUAACCCUUAUGUACCUGGUAACUCCCUGCGUUCUACAGGUGACUUUCUGCUCAAAGUUCCCCAAAUAUCAAAAGCCUGCUUCACAGUAAGUUGAAGCAGGGCCUUCAGUGGGGCCGCCACUGUUUUGUGGAAUAAGUAUCCCUGUUGAGAUACCAGAGGUGCCCACCCACUACCUGUACUUUCCAGAAAUAAUGGAAGACAUUUUUUGUUUUGACAAGCAGCAUUUUUUGUUGGAUGAAAAGGUCGCGGCCUUAGGUGUUCCUUUUUACUGUUUUUAAAACUAAUUUGAGCUGUUUGUAAAUUGCCUUGAGGCACAUGCAAAAGGAGAUUCAUAAUAUUACUUAUUAAUAUAUUCCCCCCCCCAGCUCACAUUGCUUAUAACAAGAGUUCAGUUCGUAAGCAGCCAAUGACUCAUAUUUUUCCUAUAUCCACAGGUUGGCCUAUCGUGCAGUGUCAUUUGACUGACAUUGCCAUUCUCUGUUGCCUGUUAUGACCCUGAGCGGUGCUUUUGUGGUUUUUUUCCUUUUCAUUUUGUGUAUCCUGAACUGCAGUUACAAUUAAAUCAUUAUAGCUUAAUUCAAUUGAAAGGUGUUUGAAAAUUUAUUAGAAUUGUUUUGUUACCUCUUGCCAAGUAGUUAGAAAGCUCAGGGCAGCCUUUUUGAGGCCAGUUAGCUUAAGGGGCAAAAAGUAUUGGGCUUUGUGCUCUCUAAGAUUUGGCUGAAAGACAGAAGGGUGUGUGCAAACCUUUACUUGUUCAUUGUUUCUGUGCUCCUAAUCUCCAUCCUGUGAGCUUCAAAAUGCAUGUUUAUUAAUGAUGUGAACCCUGUGGUCCAGGGAAACCGUGGGGGGAUUCACUUUGGUGCCCUAAACGGGCAGAUGAGGAAUGUGGUAGGCGCCUUCCUGGUGCAAUGUCUCUCAAACCCCAGCCCAGCUGUUUUUCUUGCAUAGUCCAGCAUCAGGCCUUUGUUUUACCAGUAGUUAGAAACUCAGAUAUAUAAUCUAAUCGCCAAAUGGCACCUUAAACUUAGGUUACGGUCAUCACAAUGGACUGUCCAGGCACCUUUUGCAGUGGGGUUUAUUAUAUUUAUUAAUUACCUUUUUUGUACUUAUUUAUAUUUUAAAUGGCAAGUCUCAAAGCAGUUUACAACACAUUAAAACAUCAAAUAAAACAAUCCAGAAUAAAAUGAAUUCAAGGUUUGAGGAGAAUACUCCAGAGCCUUCUCUAAGCGAUAUUUUGCUUUCCCCAGUUGCCAACCUUGCAUCCAGAAAUCUCCACAUGGCUGCAGUUGGACCUGGGCUGGUCAAAAACUCUCCUGGCUAAUUUCCCACUGCGUGUGAUAGGCAGUUAGCCCCUAAAAAAAACCAGUGGGUAUCAAAUGGUUCUCUCCAAAAAGUUAAGUAAGUAUGCAGGCCUUGGAGAGUAAAUCUGCUAUGAAGAAAGGUUCCAGCAUUUGGAGCUAUUUUAUUUAGCAAAAGGGAGACAUUAAGGAGGUAUAUAAAGGUAUACAUGGUGUAGGGAAGGUGGAUAGGGAGAAUCUUCUCUCUCUGAAUACUAGGAAGGGGUCAUCCAGUGAACUGGAAGGUGGGAGAUCCAAGACAGAGUAAACAGACUACUUCUUCACGCAGUGCAUAAUUAAACUAUGCAAUUUAUUGGUUAGCACAAGAUGUGGUAGCAGCCACCAACUUAGAUGACUUUAAAGGGAACUCUAGACACAUUGAUGUCAAUGACUACAAGUCAUGAUGGUUGUAUAUUACCCCCAGAAUCAGAGGCGACAUGUUUGUGAACCAGCAUGCUUGUUCUCACAUCCUUCUUGUGGGCUUCCUGUAGGCACCUGGUUUGCCACUAGGGGAAAGAGGAUGCUGGUUUAGAUAGACCUUUGGUCCUGGACUAGCAGGGUUCUUAUGCUUUUAAUACUUAAGACUCCUUGCAUUGCCCCUACCAAAGCAGAUUUCAGCUCCAUCCCUGGAUUUGCACAGUAAUCAAGUACCUAUGCUCUGUUUUUACAGAACACCCAUGCUUUGCAGGUAGCUGACUAAUAAAAUAGGGUUGGGCCACCCUAGUGAAACACACCAUUGAAUUCUGCUGUUACCCAAUACCCUUGUCGAAGACGGUCACUUCCUUAUGAAACUAGUAACAGCAGAUUUACUCUGGGUGGAUCAGCAUAUGAUUUGUUUGGAUGUACUGCAGAGUUAGGAAUCUAAUUUGGCAUUUGAUGACCAAUUCUAAGCUUUGUUAAAACUGACAUAACUGACUCAUACUAAACAGAUGCCUGACGGAUUCUGUAUACCAAUUCCGCCAUGGUAACUGUCUCUCCUAAUUCUUGAAUAGAGGUCUCCCCACACUAGUAGAUGAAAACUUGCAUUCUUCUUUCUUAAGUUUAUAAUAUAAAUGUGAAUCUUUGAUAUAAGCUAUUUUUUGUAAGAUAGCCAGUUAGCACACACUGAAGGCAUCUCCAUUAAUGUAGUAAAUUAUAUUUCCAGCUUUCAGAAUUUUGGCCGGACUGUACUGUGUAUUGUAUUGUAUCUUGUUUUUCAUAGAUAUUUUAAAAAUAUUUAAGAAACAAUGAUAAAUAGAUAAGUUGGUCCUGGUGCUUCACCAGACUGUCCAAUGUCUUUUAUAGCUGCUUAGCAGCUUGCUGUCCUGUUAAAGGACUUUUGCAUGAACAGAAAGCCUCCAGAUGUUAGACUACAGCUCCCAUCUUUCCUUACCAUUGGGGAGUCCUACAACAUCUGGGCAGUCACAGAUUCCCCUUCUCCAGGCUUGAGUCACAACAGUUUCUAUCCUCUCUGGUUCUGGUGAGGCUAGGCUCUCCAAUCCAUACUACAAUCUACUUGGGCAUGGGGGAAGAUACGUAAUUUGGUGGAAGGGAGAAGGAAAGAGGAAGGUUUAUUGGAGGUUUUUAAGCAGAGGUUGGAUGACCAGCUAUCAUAGAUGCUUUAGUUGAGAUCCCUGCAUUGUAGAGGGUUGGACUAAAUAACCCUUGGGGUCCCUUCCAGCUCCACAGUUCAAUGAUCCUAUGAUCUUCAGUAGUCUCUCCCAUACCUUCCUUCAUACUUUCAAGGCCCUCUGGAAAGGUGGAAGUGAGAUAAUGUUGCUCCUUCAGGAUUUCACCUAAUCUGGAGUAAGCUGAGAAGCUGAUCUCGAGCCCACCUCACAGGUCCUCUGAAGGGCAGGAUCAUUCACUUACCUUGCACUGUACUGGGGAACAUUUGGAAGCAGCUAGAAAUUCUCUCACCACUUCCAAGUGCUUCCCAGCCCAGUGCCAAGUAACCAGGUUACUCUGGCCCUCCCCACCCCCCUAGACAACCUGAGAAGGGAAGAGUUGGAGUAGCCACAAAUAAUCACUGACUAUUAAAGCCAGGUAGCACUUGUGACCCCCAGAACUCAAGUGCUGAGAUAUUUACUUUGAAUAAGGAAUGCUGCAGGAUGUGUGGAAUAUAGAUGGAGAAAGAAAUGCUUUGAGAUAAAAUAUUAUUCAGGCCCUCGGGAAAGGAAGCCAUACAAAGCCCUUAGAGCUAUACUGGCAGGAAUGGUUUGAGAUUUUAUUGCUCCUUUCAUUCAAUCAAUAUGAUGUUGAUGUUUAAAAUAAUCUACACUCCUCCUUUUCUCUGUAUUUCUUUCUUCACUUUUUCAGUUAGAUUUUAUUAAUCAUCAUAUGACAAAGUCAGAUAGCCUUAUGCUCUAUGUGUACCCCUCUCAGUGACAAAUCUACAUGUGAACAAUGGUAGUGUCUUUUAUCAAAUGUUAAUUCACAAGUGGUUUAGGACAGCCUUCCCAACCUGGUAGUUUCCAGAUGUGCUGGCUGGGGCUGAUGAAAGUUGUAGUCCAAAGCAUCUAGAGGCCACCAGGUUGGGAAGGCUGCCUUAGAAGUUGAGUUUUUGCCUUUUUCGUGGACUAAGAAGAUCCUUUUUCUUUUCUGUUAAUGAUGAAAAUAUUAUUUGUCUGUUUUUAGUGCUACACCGGAUAAAAAAAUAGUUGCUACUACCAGCUCACCACAGUCAAUGUUAGAGCACCAACCUGCUGCUAUCACACUGGAGCUGGAUGAAGACGAGGAAGAUGUCAAGCCACCUGCAUCGCUGAUUGUAGAGUUACAAACACAGGAGAGCUUAGAGCAAAGAGAAGAAGAACAUUUGGUCCAUGCAAUGGAGAGAUCUCCUUCAACUUCCCUGUCUUCUGUGGAUAUAAGAAUGUUGUCUCCAUCUCCCAUCCCCAGAAGAGAUGAAUUUUUCAGGCUUGAAACUGGAGAACGAUUUAGACCGGCAUGUGGGGGAUAUGAUCCCCAGAUGUUGCAAAUGCUGAAAGAAGAGCACCACAUCAUUUUGGAAAAUCAAAGGAAAAUUGGGCUCUAUAUCCAAGAAAAAAGGGAUGGCUUGAAAAGAAGGCAGCAACUGGAAGAAGAGCUAUUGAGAGCAAAAAUUAAAGUAGAAAAGUUAAAGGCGAUACGACUACGUAGGGAUCUUCCUGAAUUCAACAAUCUUUGAAUAUUUAGCAAUUCUGCUUAAAAACCAGGGUUAUUUCACAAUUCUUUUUGAUCUAGAAAAGACGUAUUUACCCACGUUUUGGGGGUAGGGGUAUGCAUGUUUUUUCCAUUUUGUUUCUCAUGCAAAUUUGCAAAGAAAUUAAAGCCAUUUUUCACUGGUCUUCCCAGGUUUUCUGAUUUAAAGUAGAACCAGAUCUAAGACUAAAAAAAACAACCCUUUGAAAUCUUAUGACCACAUGACUGUUAGCAAAAGCAAAUGAUAACUUAUACAGCUGUUGUAAAAUAUGCUGAUCUUAUUCUUUUUCGUUUUUUGGUGAAUCAGUUCUUAUCUGUCUUUUGAAAUACUCAUUUAUUUGUGAGUCAAUAAACAUAUGCAAAAUGGAGAAAAAUACUAUCUUUGUUUCCUCCUUUCAUAAAACUUGUGGAAAUGGCUGUAGUUCAAAUGAAAUAUUUAUCAUGGAAAUAUCUCACCAGCAAUUCCUUUCUAUGUUGACCUGAACAAGGGUGGAUAUAAUGGUGGCAUUCGUACAUCACAAUAAGCCAUAGGUAACGGAAUACUUUUCAGUGUGCACUGCAGGCUCCUCUAGACUACAGAAGCAACAAAUCAUGAUCUCUGGAUCAGUGUUACAUCUGAACUAGGAAUCUUCAUUUCAGACACACCACACUGUUAAAGCAAGUUUUGUUCUUGGCCUACCUACUGUGGUUUGUUUUGAGCAAAACAAGCUAUGAUUCCAGGUUCGCAUAUAAUGUUUUACCAGGGAUCACAAUUAGUUGCUCCUACUGAGUAUAAAGGAGAAGUGAAGCAUGCACAAUAUUCAUGGUAACUAUGGGUUAUUGCAGCACUGCGGUGCUUCUAAUAGCUGAUCAGCAAAGCCUUUUGGCCCAGAUGCAUCUUUACCUAUCCUGCCUCCCCUUCCAGAGUCACAUAAGAUGUCAAGCGUAGGGCAGUUGAGCAUGGCAUGGCUAAAAUAGCCACAAGGGCCAAAUGGGAAGUCCUAGCAGUCCUAAUUAGGCUUGCAGACCAAAAAUUCCUUGUCACUGGUUUAGGGCUUAUCCAUACUUGCCUGUUGUCUUGCUCUUCCAAUCAGAGGUUUGCGCUUUAAUGCUCUGUGUCCAAGCGGUUUUAGGGUUUUGUUUUUGCCCCAAGAUUUCCUCAUGGAAACCUGCUCUUUAAAGUUGAAUUGGAGCAAAAAUCAAUUUGGGUUUUCCAUGGAUUGACGGUUCCUCUGACUGAGCUUUGAAGAGCAGGUUGUUGCAGGGAAAGCUCCAGGGGGCAGGGGAAAGGUGCUCAGACACUGAGUUUUAAAUUGCAGAACGUUUCUGGAAUGAGCGGAGGAAAGGUAAAGGUGUGGACAAGCCCUUACUUAGGACAUGCAAACUAGGCCAGAACAUACUAAAACGUAAUUAUAAAAGUACAAUAGUGAGAGUAGGCUUUUGAAGAGGAAGUACCAUAGCCCAAUGGUAGAGCUCAAUAGAAGGCAUCUUCCUCUGCUUUUUUAAAUGUUUCUGAGUUUUAGGUGUGAAAUAAUUAUUUGUCUGUUUCUGAAGCUGCUAGCUUGUACUUGCCUAACAGUUCCAGUUGAACCAGUUUCCUGCACACACACUCUUGAAUUUUGGCUUCCUUUCAGGGGGCCCUCCGCCACCUAGAUAAAGCUUCUUCUAUUUCUGAUAUGUGCAAAGGAUAUUGCCCUGUAAAAUAAGAGGCAGGGAAAGAGAUUACUUCCACGUAAUCUUGUUUGGUUUAGUCCUUUCAUCCUUUAUCCUUCUUUACCUACACUUAGGGAGCAUUGCUUGAAUACUCUCAAUCUCCCUGCCGCCACCCCCAAUCUGUGUUUCUGGGUUUUUUGUUUUGUUUUCAUGAGCUCUUUAUUCCUGGAAAUAAAUUGGCCUUAAUAAAACUUGUAAACAGUUUAGGAGUGUAGAGAUCACUGAUUAAAUAUUUUGGAGAAGUCGCCGUAAUCUUGAUCAGUAGCAUAUAUACGUCUAGCUACCUGGUGACAAAAUUUGUAUCCCCCUACUCCCAUAAACUUCAAAACCCUUUACAGUGCAAAUAUUUAUUUAAAAGAUUAUUGUGUUUCACCACUCUUUACUUACGGCAAUUAACAUCUUUAUAGAUCAGAAAUUUUCUGAUUUUAUGGUUAAUUUUAACUGAUUUUAUCUUUUGUAACUUGAUUGCUUAGAACUCUGGUGUUAAGCAAUAUAUACAUAGCUGACAUAAUAAAUGAACAAAUAACCAUAACCACUGCAUUAUUAAAAUGAGCACAGGAACUUUCCUUCCCACUCCCUUGGUAUCCCUGUGCCCAGUGCUCCCCCCCCCCCCAGAAAAAUAAGUGCCGGUACUUACCAUGAAGUUGUUAUAGUAAGUGCUACACUUAUUAACAACCAAAAAAAGAGGUGCUGGGACUGCGUACUCUUGAGUACCCCCUGAAAAAAAGCACUGAUGUGCCCCCUAAAUCUGUUCUGGGGUUUCCCUCAACCCUCUGCAGCAAAUUUGGGGAGGGUGUGGAGGAAGAGGCAGGGGCAGGGAGUUUAUGACCGUUGCCUGGAUCGUACUCAGCCUCAUUGUUUUAACAUCUGAGCUCCAGCUGUUUCUUAGCUGCUAGGACAAUUAAGCAAGUAUAAAUGGAACUUCAGGCAAGGUUUGAAGCAGAAACCCCAGACUUUCAGAUUCAUGGCUGGAAUUAUGGCCCUCAGUCCUUUUACUUGGACCUGUUCUUGGCUUGGUUGCCUUCUGUUUGAUAACAUGCUUUAAAGCAUGUUGAAUUUGAUUAGGCGCUUCAGUGUUUAUAUUACUUGGACUAGCUAUGGUUCCGGACUUCCCUUUGUUCUUCUUUGGCUUGUUUUUCCUGGCUCCUCUUUCCGCACCUGCUCUGUUCCUCCACUUGUCUCUCCCCCACCCCUGUUCUCCUCUUACUCUUUAGCCCAUACCAGGGUCGUCUUCUCUUCUUCACCUGUUUAUUUUUUUGGCUAUAAGGUUACCUGCUUAAGCACAAAUUGAACUGAUGAGGGGUUGCCCUGCCUACCAGGUGCCCACCAGGUGUACCCUAUCAAAAGUUUGACUUCCUGCCAGUGGAGAGGUGGGUAGUGACAACCCCACUUCCUUCCUACAGAGAAGGAACUUAUCACAGUAAGUACCAAUGUUCACUUUCCCCCAAGAACAAUUUCUGAAGAGGUUUUUAACAAAAUAGUUUGUGGAAUUGGACUGACCAGAGAUGACAGUGAAGGAAUGGUAAUGGCAUCUCCAGAAGCCUGCCUCCAAAAUCCAUUAUUUUACACCUACCCUCAACAGUGGUUGUGUUGAAAGCCUGGACAACUGGUGAAGAGGCUGACAGGUCGCGUGGGUGGAAUCUUUUUUGAUGUUGAGUGUUUGUUCAAUAGUCAUUCAAGUGAAAGCAGAGGUUCAUGAGUACGCAAGAGAGGACAGGGAUUGAAAAUCAGGAAAGGGUCAGGCAGGGUAAAGAUAUUCUCAGCAAGUCUAUCAAAGAUUGUGUUUGAUUUUAAUUGCCACCAUUAUAAGGGUCUCGACCAACUGGAAGAUAGGGCUGGAGAAAAUAAAAGCCUGGUAGAUCCUACAACAGUAAGAACAAGGGACUUCAACUCUUUCAGAACAUUUUAUGCUGCCUGAAUAAUGCAAAUAUUUGUCUCUGGAACACAGUGUGCCUAGAGAGGUAACUGGAAAACAAAACUGGUCAUAAUCCUGAAGUCCGGCAGUGACCAGGACAACGAGUCAAAGGCUAUACUGCCACUGUCUGAGAAGCUAGACCAGAUUCCUAACUUCCGAGCCUCAGGUCUCAUGUUUGGGAUCAGGGGGUUCACUGACCAUGAGGCUGACUGGCAGGAAGUCGCUAAACUGGAUCCCAUGGACCGGGGCCAUAGAACUAGAACUGAGACCCUCACAGGCGGCUAGUUCUGGCCUGAGAAACUGAGUGCCUCCUAUGCUACCCCACCAGUCUGACAGUGCAUGGGACACCUAGAGCAAAGGAGAAGUGCCUAUCUUCAGCUCAAAGGGCUGGCCCUUUGAGAGCCUCUAGUGCUCCAAUAAAAGAGGUGGAGGAUCAGAAAGAUGGACUUGGAGGCAAAGGCUCACCUCCAACCCUUGUCAAGCACGUUGUUCAUUAGGAGCUUUCCAUGGUGCUGCAGCAAUCAACCUGCCUUGCUCUGUGGGUGGCACCUCAGGACUAGAAUAAAAUAAAAUAUCUGAUGCAGUCCAGAGAUAAAGUUCACUAGUAUCCCAUUCUUUCCUCCCUUCCCUGUGCUGCAAAAAAUAUUGAAAUAUUUUGGAGUUAGAAAAAAAUACUGAUACGGAUAGCACUUGCUCAGGGAUCUUACUAACUACUUUAGUGCAAAAUGAUAAGGUUAAUAGGAUUUUAGGAAAUCAAGGGACAUUUGUGUGCUUAGUUAGACUCCAGAUUACUAAAUUCUAGAAAUUUUGCUUUUUUAAUUUACACUAAAGGAAGUUGGUAGACAGGAUGGGCAGAACAUGAAUAUUUAGAUACACAUGACUACCUCUGAAUAACCCUUAUUAAAAUUGGUCUCUACUAUUAGUUUCCUGUUUAAAUUAUUGAAUGAAUUACAUUUAUGUAAAUCGGGUUUAUGUAAUGUGGUUUGGAAAGAUUAUGUCUUCCCCUUCCAAGAAUGUCUUUGGCUUGUCUAUAUGGAAUUGCUGCUGCAUAGCAUAUUAAAAUGCUUAAAAAAGGAAUAAUCUUUCUGACUUCUUCCAAGGUAAUCCCACACAUUCUACACAGGCAAGGAUGUUCAAAUUAUGUAGAUAGUGAGUACUAGAAUAAACCAUGUUUCUGCUCCACUGUAGAAAGCAUGAUUAUUAUCAGGGUAGACCCACUGAGACCAGUGUAUUUGAAAUUUAUUGCUAGAAUUGCAUUUUUCAGUAUACAGUAUGGUCAUUUAAAAAAAAAUACUAAAAAUAAAAAGAAUUAUGCUACAAUGUGGACAAGAGAUAUUAGAUGGUAUAAAUUACCUAUUUGGGUUAUAUUUAAAUAGGCUCAGCAUUUGUUCUAGUAAACUUUCCCCCUUUUCUUUUGAAGUUAUGGGAAGUACCAUAUACACUUCUCAAAUUUAGUGUGUCUGCAAGUUUCAAUUUUUUUUCUUAAAAAAAGAAAGGCAUAUGGUCUAUCUAAAAGCACAAAGAAAGGGAAAAGACUGACAGCUGAGCUAGCACUCACAGCUGUCAUGUCAUUUGCCUCCCUGGGCUCAACCUGAGGGACGUGUUACAAGCUCUCUCUCUCUCUCUCUCUCUUUCCCCUUCUUUGUGUGUCUUCGCCUCUACAGGUCCAGCGUGCCCAGUGACAACAGCAACAGCCAGGCACCAGGAGGAGCCUGGCUGCCUCACAAAAUACUUCAGUGUAGUGUGGUGCAAGGCCUCCAAGAAAAAACACAAGAAGUGGGAAGGUGAUGCCAUUCUUAUUGUGAGAGGGAAGUCGGUGACCCUGAAAGAUACAGAAGGCAGAGACAUUGGAAGAGGUAAUGCCAAUUGGAGUGCAACUCUGAUGUGUAGAAGUUCAGCACUGCCCCUAAAACAUGUGCUUGAAUAAAAUGAAAACAGUUGUUUGUAUGGUCGGCAUUACAAUGGAGUAGGAAAUUUGGCAGUGGUGCAAUCUUCAUCAGUGAUUGGCUGAACUGUUCUUGUGUCACAGAGAAGUAGGAAAGCCAGAAUUGUCUCUGGGUGCUUGCUAUUGGUUAUGGGCUCAGAUCCAAGAGAGAAGGGCCAGGCAGGUGCAGGGGCUUGGGAAACGAAGAGUAAAAGAGGCAGAGGGGCCUGAGAAGGAAGUAGGUCAGAAGGAACAGAAGGACUUAGGGUAUGAGUAUUGGUGCUGGAGAAAGAUCUGGAGGAAUGUGGGGAAGGACAGGGAGGAGUCUGAGAAGAGAACUGGGAGAGAGAAGAGGGUAGUUAGGAAAAGAUGCAUGUGACCAGGAGCUUCAGAGGCAGAGACCUGCCUCUGAUUUGAAAUAAGCAGCCAAAUCUCAGGCCGAAGGCCCCUGAAGGCUCAUGUUUAAUGCACCCCACCAUUUUGGUUUUUCUUUACUCUAACUGAUAAAUCCAACAAAUUAUUUGCUUUGUUCUGAUGGUUCAAAAGUAUAGUAAUACUUCACACCCCUUAAUUCAGGGGUUCUCAAACAGACAUCCAUGGAGCUGGUUGGGGGAAUCCUCUGGAUAAGCAUGAGAAGGAGGCUGUAGGGCUUUAGAGGAAUCAAUGAGAAUUGCUUUCUCCUUCCCUUCUUCCAGCAAGGAGUCUCCAUUGGAUCUUGCAGUCUUUCCGUUAAUGGACAGGGCACUCUGGAUCCAACCCAAUGUGGCCAAAGUCUUUGUCUAACUUUUACCUGACACUUUUAUUAUGACUAUUAUUUUAAUUUUAUGUUCAUCUCAGCUAAACAUUUUGCGGCCUUUCUUAGGUGCUGGAUACAAAGCCAAAGACCUGGAGAAUUUUGACCAAGGCCAGACUCUGAUGGUUGGAGGCAAAGAAAUCGAAGUGAUGGGUGCAAUUGCAGAAGAGGACUUCAAAAGCGGCAAGUGUUUUCAGUCUGGUGUGAAGACUGCCGAGGAGAUUUGGAACGUCUCGCAAGCUGCUACAAAACCAUUCUGCAACCCUUUCAAAAAUGUAUCCAAAACUAACACUGAAGGAAAUCCUCCCAAAGGCUUCCAGAACUAUAACCCACGUCAUGAUCCAUGCGCACCAAGUGAGGAUUUUUAUGGUUCACCUGCUUUAAUCUGUUUUUAACCUCUGUUUUAUCCGCUUCUGAAUUUGAAUAGAACGGCAGGAUUUAGACCCUGUUUUUUUGGCCUCCUCUGCUCCAGUAUAUUGGGGUGAAUAUUUUUUUAAUUAAUCUUGAAUCUACAUGAGGAGAUGUGCAGGGGUUGCUAGUAACAGGCAAUAAUACAUUUAAAUGGACAAUCUGCAACUAAUGCCCACCCAUCUGAUUAAUUUGGAGAGGAUGCUUUCUUUUCUGCAGCAGCCUAACCUUUCCCAGCUUGGGGCCCUCCAAUUGUUUCUUCUUAUUGUUAUAAGAAAAAACUGCUCCUUUUUCCUUAUGGGGUACCCAAGAACCCAUAUAGAAUCCUUUUGUAGGUUCUCUAUAGGUAGGAGAAAAUAACAGAGACCAACCAGAGAAUAUUGAGAAGCAAAGCAGCUAGUAAGCCUGAUCUUUAUUAACUGUUGCAACAGGGUCCUCACUGCCACAUGCAAGAGACAGGAGAGACUCCGAACCAUGCGCUCAAGCCCUUAUAUAGCCUUUUGAAUUGCCCACCCUGGAGCCCAAGACCACCCCUCCAUACAUACAUCAUAGAAGGGGUGUAGCCCAAGAACACCCCCUAGUAUAUCAUACAUACAUCAGAGAAGGGGCGGACUACAACAGAAAUCUGAGUGCAUUGUUUUUAUCCUGUCUGCCAGGUUGCCUGAUUGGAUUACCUGGGCAUCCUGACCACUCUUUUGUUAUGAUAACUACUCAAUUCCUGAAUCCAGGUCACAGGUCACAGGCUCACCCUAUUCAUUUCUUAAAUGUGCCCUUGAGACAGAAUUUGUGAGCAUAGAGAUAAUGGGGAGGCUCCCCAUUUCCUUCAACCUUGCAGAGAAAUAUUUGAGGUCAUUUGGGAGAGACAAAAUGGUUUCAGGACCUUUUUUCUGUGGGGUUUCAGACAUGUGGUUUAUACAUUUAUAUAUGUGCUUGCUUGGUACAUUUAUGAACAUUAUAUAUAUAUAUAUAUAUAUAUAUAUAUAUAUAUAUAUAUGACCUUAAAAUUCUUAUAAUUCACAUCAGCGCUGUUGGGCUUGCUGGCUGGUGCUGAUGGGAGUUGGAGUCCAACAGCAGCUGGAGGGUACCAGGUUGGGGAAGGCAGCAGUGGCUAGUCAAAUAUUCCUUCAUACCUUGAGGGCAGAUCCACACCAUGCAUUUAAAUCAAAACAAGAGUAAAAUCUAUUUAGGUAACAUUGACAAUCACUUGCUGUUCUGCUGCUUUACUUAAUCUGAUAAUUAAAAACAUAACAGUGUUUGCCAGCUGUCAUUUCUCCCCCAACCAGUAGCUUUUACUGAAUAAACAGUAAUGUAGCAUUCAUGAUUCCUGUGUUUCAAAUUUAAGAUUGCUUAGUUAUGCUGCGCCCAUCCCCAAAUCACCAGCGGUUGUUCAACAAGUCGGGCUUGCCAGUGGUGGAUGUUGUUGUGGACCCCCACAUUGUAAACCAUCUUCGACCGCACCAACGGGAAGGGAUCUCAUUUCUUUAUGAAUGUAUGAUGGGAAUGAGGUGAGAGGAUAAUCAUUUUGUACUUCUUUUUAAAUUGCGUGAACAAAAGCCGAAGUACGGCCUUUCAGUCAUCUGCAGCAAAUCACACAGGUGGGCAAACUUUCUUCUUGCUUUCUGAUUUCAUCGGUCUUUUUAGAACCUUGGCAUGGGGUGGGAGGCAGGCUGGUAUCUCCGAAGCUUAUUGAGAAUUGGCCUACAUGUCAUGGGUAUGCUGUAGUGGUAGGAAAUGGCAUAGCCCUGGUGGUUAAUUCGGUUGAAUUGCAUUCGGACCAGCUGCAGCAGGAGGUUUCUAUUAAUGAAUAAUGCAACCGAUUCUCUCCUAGCAAAUUCCACCCUCAGAGAAGCAGGGCACUCAUUCGAGAUACACUUGACACGUUACAUAUUAACAGGGAAGUUAGUGAGAAAGCUCAUUGUUGAAAUUGCUAUGCCAUUUGCUUAACAUAAAUUCUGUAAUUUGAAAUAGGGAUUUUAAACUGCAAUCCUAUACACACUUACCUGAGUAUAAGCCUCAUUGGACUUCUGAAUAACAACAAAGGAGAAGACCACAAUGAAAGGAGAAAGUAGGGAUAUUGAUUCCUGUUCAUUCAGUAAAACUGUUCCAAUCUCGUUCCCUUAUCAGAGUAAGUUGAGAAAGCUUUUGCCAAAGUUAGGAGCUUUCUAGAAAUUUGAUUCAGGUUGUAUAAGAAAAGAGCCUCAGAAACUUAGAAGGAGGUGUAUUCUAGGGAAAAAUACUAGAUUAAGCUAAUAAACAUAAACAUUAUUUUGUUAUUCAUUUUUGUAGCCUUUUCUGUAUACAGUGGUACCUCGGGUUACAGACGUUUUAGGUUACAGACUCCGCUAACCCAGAAAAAGUACCUCGGGUUAAGAGCUUUGCUUCAGGAUGAGAACAGAAAUCACGCUGCGGCGGCGCGGCAGCGCGGCAGCAGCAGGAGGCCCCAUUAGCUAAAGUGGUGCUUCAGGUUAAGAGCAGUUUCAGGUUAAGUACGGACCUCCGGAACGAAUUAAGUACUUAACCUGAGGUACCACUGUAUUAAUGUUUUUACCCUUGUGGGUUUUGUGGGGUUUUUACCCUAUCAGGUUUUGCACUAAAAUGAAUUAUUUGAUAUGCACCCUGUAACAACAUUGUUAUAUUAUUGAAGGUGUGUGACUGAACCAACACAUACAAAUAGUAAGUAAACAAAAUAAAAAUCUAAGGCCAGGCCUCAAUACAUAUUUUUGUGAAAAAGAAAAAGAAAAAAGGACUUACAUUGAUUAACAAUAUGGAUUUUCCUAAGACUGGUUUGUGGAGAAUUGCAAGGUUUAAAAGAAGAAGAAGAAGAAGAAAGUAUCAACCAUGCAAUUGUCUUUUUUCAGAGUAAGCUGUAGAUUUGGAGCCAUUCUUGCAGACGAAAUGGGUUUAGGAAAAACUCUGCAGUGCAUUUCAGUCCUCUGGACUCUCCUGCGUCAGGGGCCAUAUGGAUGCAAACCUGUAAUAAAACAGGCACUGAUAGUCACUCCUGGGAGUCUGGUGAAGAACUGGGGGAAAGAAUUUCAAAAAUGGCUGGGAAGUGAGAGAAUCAAGGUGUUCUUAGUGGAUCAGGUGAGAUAAUAGUCUGGUUUGUACAUCAUGUUAAACCAUUCUUAAACCACUGUUAAUUGAAAAAUGCCAAAGAACGUUCUGCAGAUAGAAUCCUGGAAGGGACCCUGCGGAUCAUCUAGUCCAACCCCCUGCAAUGCAGGAAUAUGCAGCUGUCCCUUAUGGGGAUUGAACCUGCAACCUUGGCAUUAUCAGCACCACGCUCUGUUUUGUCAUACACUGCCUUCUUUCCACGCGACCUACUUCUUGCCCUAAGCUGCCCCUCUUCCUGACUUCCCAUAAGGCUUUACAGUGCCCAGCUGCUAGCAUUACCUCAUCAUGUCACCAUUUCCCUUUCCAUUGGUCAGCUCCAAGAGCGAGGGGGUGGGAAUCUUAGCAGUCUUUAGCAACUUUAAUCAACCUGCAGUGUUCUCCUUACAUUCUCCCAAUAAAGAAAUGCCCAUAAUCCUUUGCAGCAUGUGUUUUUUUAGAAAUCCUUUUCUUCCACUCCUCUGGUCUACCCACUGGGUCCUUGACAAUUGACCCAUUACCAUAAAUUUGAGCUCAGUAAACUUGCCGAUCAGAAGGUCGGGGGUUUGAAUCCCCGCAACAGGGUGAGCUCCCGUUGCUCGGUCCCUGCUCCUGCCAACCUAGCAGUUUGAAAGCACGUCCAAGUGCAAGUAGAUCAAUAGGUACCGCUCCGGUGGGAAGGUAAACGGCAUUUCCGUGUGCUGCUCUGGUUCGCCAGAAGCGUCUUAGUCAUGCUGGCCACAUGACCCGGAAGCUGUACCCUGGCUCCCUCAGCCAAUAAAACAAGAUGAGCGCCGCAACCCCAGAGUCGGCCAUGACUGGACCUAAUGGUCAGGGAUCCCUUUACCUUUACCUUUAAACCUUACCUGUGUUGGAGCCAUUCUCCAUCUCCCCUCCCCAUCUGCUCCUGGAUGGUUAAAGGACUGCUUUCAAUAAUGCACACUUAAGUAUUUUCAUCUGUUUCAUUUGUAAUGUUCAACAGGAAUAGAACCUCUUUUGAAUUCCUUCCACUUACUUGGCAUUCUCUCUUCUAUUUCUGUGCUUUGCUAUUCAGGCAUAAAGUUGCUGCUGCUGUGAGCUGUACCUACUUGGAUAAAGUAGGUAGAGCUCAAAGUGAUAUGUCAAAGAAAUUCCCUUUAAGUUUUCAACUCCAGCUUGAGCUGCAGCUGUGAAUUGAAGUGGGGCAGGGAUGGGGGCAGGGAAAGGCAGAGUUGGAUGGGGAAAAGGAUCCUGUUAUUAGUCAGAGUUAGCGGCAAUGUGAACUUCAGGAAAUUUUCUAGUGAGAGCUGCUCAAUGCCAAGUUUGGCUUCUCUUGCUUAAAGUUGCAGUAACCUGGUGGGCAAUUUGGGCAGGGCAACAAAACAAACACACGUAAAGCAUCGUUAGGGAGGUACUUACAUUCACAUGUAAUACUAAGCCAUAGUUAAGGUCAGUAAAGCAACAACAAACCAUGGUUUGUUUUCACAAACAAGGCAUAGUUAAGGCAUUUUGCUGGGUGAGUACAUAACGCUAAGCCAUGGCUUAUUAACUAAGAUUUCUUUAAACCAUUGUUUAACAUGAUGUGCGAACCAGGAACAAUGUUCACCUGCCACCUGUAACAAUGCUAGGUACUUUCCUUGGUGUUUGGAUAGACCUCAGUUCUGUUUUUACUGUUGCAGAGUCUGUUAGCUGGUUUGAGAAUGUUUACACUGCGCCUUGUUAGCAUUUGUAUUCCUGUUAUAAAAACUGGAAAAAUCAUUUUGAGUGUUGCUUUUGGCUGCUUCCCCAUGUGGGGAAAAUAAAAUCGAGAUGUAACUUUACAAUUCUACAUUGGCAUGCUGUGUGGUAUUGUCAAUGGAGCUACCCAAAGACUUGCAACACAACUAAGUAGAAGCACCUCACCAUUUGUGAAUAGUGAAUAAUGAGGAGCUUUUUAGCAGCUUUCUUUCUUUCUUUCUUUCUUUCUUUCUUUCUUUCUUUCUUUCUUUCUUUCUUUUUCUGAUCAGCACUGCCAGGAGGAGGAUAGCGUUUCCUGUUAUGGGCCUACCGUGAUCUGUCAUUCCACCUUUCUCCUCUGCUGUUAGAACAAAUGUAACAAUUGAUAGGAAAAAGGGCAAAAAAAACCCCAGAACACCAGGGUGCCUCCCCCUCACCAGAGUCAUUAUUCUGCUUUGCAAUUAACAGAAGGUGCAACAUUUUUUGAUUGGAGAGUAUGCAUGUGAAUUAGGAUGUUUAUAUGCAUGUGAAUUAGGAUGUUUACAUGCAUAAGAAGCCCACAUCAUGGUCAGUGUGAGAAACAAGAUGCUGGGCUUGACAAACCAUUGCCCUCAUCUAGCAGGGCUUCCCGCAUGAAAGCAAUAGCCCUCUCUUGCUCUUCUUCCCCAGUGGCUGGUGUUCAGAGGCAUGGUGCCUCUCAUCCUACAGGUAGUGUACAGCCAUCAUGACUAUUGGUCACGGAUAGCUUUCUCCCCUGUGAACUGGAGUAAUCACUUUCGUUGUUUUUUAGUCGUGUCUGACUCUUCGUGACCCCAUGGACCAGACCACGCCAGGCACUCCUGUCUUCCACGGCCUCCAGCAGUUUGGUCAAACUCAUGCUGGUAGCUUUGAGAACACUGUCCAACCAUCUCGUCCUCUGUCGUCCCCUUCUCCUUGUGCCCUCCAUCUUUCCCAACAUCAGGGUCUUUUCCAGGGAGUCUUCUCUUCUCAUGAGGUGGCCAAAGUAAGUAUUGGAGUCUCAGCUUCAGGACCUGUCCUUCCAGUCAGCACUCAUGGCUGAUUUCCUUAAGAAUGGAGAGGUUUGAUCUUGCAGUCCAUGGGACUCUCAAGAGUCUCCUUCAGCACCAUAAUUCAAAAGCAUCAAUUCUUCGGCAAUCAGCCUUCUUUAUAGUCCAGCUCUCACUUCCAUACAUCACUACUGGGAAAACCAUAGCUUUAACUAUACGGACCUUUGUUGGCAAGGUGAUGUCUCUGCUUUUUAAGAUACUGUCACCUUUGAGAACCAUCUAAACUAGCAACUAUGCCCAUGUCUUAUGGCAGUGACAUACACAGAUUAACUAAUCGCUAUGUGAGGAAGUAAACACACAGGCAUUUUUGUUUCUUUAAACUGCCAACUUGCCUGACCCACAAAGCAUUAUAAUUCUCUCUCCGAUCUGCAGGAUCACAAAGUAGAAGAGUUCAUCAAUUCCCCGCUUUAUUCAGUCCUGAUCAUUAGUUAUGAGAUGUUUCUACGCUCCUUGGACCAAAUACAGAAGGCGCAGUUUGGCCUUGUCAUUUGUGAUGAGGGACAUCGCUUGAAAAAUGCUGCUAUUAAGACGACGACUGCACUUGCCAGUCUGUCUUGUGAGAGGAGAAUUAUUCUGACUGGUGAGUACUUAAUCAUCCUGUUGCCAGCAAACGGACUAGCAUGGGGAUAAAAUAAGUGUUUGUUACAUUUAUGAAUGUAGCUGGAGAGGGAACACUUCUCAGGAUACUACAUGAAGAGUUAUUUGUGUCCAAACAAGAUGCUGAGAUCAGACCCCUCUAGCUGGAAGCACUGUUUGCCAUACAGUAAAAAAGAUAAAUUUACAUUGUAAUGCAGAAGAUGAAUAAAAUGUAAGCAUCUCUGGGGGGCGGGGGGCGCCCUUCUGAAGGUGUAAAUGCAUUCCUUUUCUCUUCCAAGGUACUCCAGUACAAAAUGAUCUGCAAGAAUUUUAUGCAUUAAUAGAGUAUGUAAAUCCGGGAAUACUUGGUCCUUUGUCUACAUACAAAAAAGUAUAUGAGGAACCUAUUCUCAGAUCCCGAGAGCCUUCAGCAACGAAGGUACAUUAUCAUCAAAAUCUGGAAUUGAACAGCGUGGUUUAAAAUUAAGGGGCACCCGGUGCUUCUUGACAAUUUAUGAGGAAUGAACAGUUCUUUUGGAUGAGAUUGUACAGAAAGGCAUUACUUAACUUUACCCUUGCAGUGUUACAUGCGUUCAUACUUCUAAAACCUGAGUAGGAUUUUCAGAAUUUAUUGUACAACACAAACGGCUCCGUUUGGUCUUAGCUCCCUAUAGUGACUUCCAUUGCUGAAUACUAUUGAAAACUGGCGAAAUGCUCAUAACUUUUGCUGAGUGGGGUCUGCACAUCAGUAUGCAGAGGCACAACAUAUUUGGCACAAUGAGUUGGAAGGGGCCAUAACCUAGAAGCAGAGCCCAUGUUUUGCAUGCAGAAGGUCUCUAGUUCAAAAGGGGUUGGAAAAGAUCCUUGCCUGAAAUCCUAGAGAUCCAGUCCCCAUAAACGAUACAGUAGUAGCUGGACUAAUGGUCUGAUCUGUUACAAAGGAACUUCGUACCUUUGUACUCAUAAUAUGCUCAUAUUUUGAGGAUCCCUACUGUUAUUGGAUGAGUCACCCAGUAUCAGGGGUGGGUGGCAAGUUUGGUGUUCAUUGCAACAGUUGUCCUCAGGCACAGUACUUCACUCUUCCCUAUAGGAGUGAAAUGACAACUGUUGACUCAUGCAGGAGAAAGUUAAGGGGUGCAUGUUAACAGUGGAUAAGUCUGCUUCUUCCUCAUGGAAACCCUAUUGCCUUAACUCUGCUCCAGAUUGCAUUUCUUAGCUAAGCUAGAGUGGUAUGUGAACUUGAGAACUGGAUUUAUCAUUCCCUCUAUUUCUGAAACACUGUCACCACCCACCCACAGUAGGGGGAUGUAUCAGAACUGCACAUGCUCUGUACUGACUCUUUGUGGAGGGGGGGAUGGAAUGGAGUAUCCUGGAGGGGGACGGGGCUGCCUGACUCAAAGAGGAACACUCCUCAAUACAACAUUGCAGGUCUCUAUAUCUAUAGAUCAUUACUAUUCAGCUGAGCUUGCUUGUAUGAGCCAGUUUGACUGUCCAUUUCGUUUACUUAGGAAGAAAUUGAACUGGGAGAGAGAAGAGCAGCAGAACUGACUCGCCUCACUGGACUCUUCAUUCUGAGAAGAACCCAAGAUGUCAUAAACAAAUUCCUCCCUCCUAAAUUGGAGAGCAUACUUUUCUGCCGCCCAACAGCACUGCAGCUCGAUCUCUAUCGAAGUCUGAUGAGCUCUCCGUUUGUUAGAUCUUGCCUUCAAGGUAGUCUGGAAAACAGCUCCCAUUUAAUAUGCAUUGGAGCUCUGAAAAAGCUUUGCAACCACCCCUGCCUUCUCUUCAAAGCAAUAAAGGUUUGUAUAUUGUGCUUUGUUUAAACACAUUGUUUACAAAGCAUCUCACAUUAUCGGUGCCAUGAAAAAACACAAUGGACAGCAUUUCAGUCAACAUAAGGACCAGCAAGUAUCAAAAACCACAUAAGCAUAUCAAUAAAUUCACAAAUUACAGUAAUUCAAAAUGAGUUUAUCACAAAAAUACAAUGAAACUAUUCCCAAUUAUAUUAAUUCACCUAAAAAACCUGAUUCAGCAGCAUGAUAAUCUUGUUAAGAAAGGUGCUGCUUCUGUACUUUCUAACAAACCAUCUGGGAGUAGGAGCAAACCUUGAAAGUUGUGAAUAACUAUGGUGCUUGCAGAGUCAACAGGUCUGAGUGGGCAAUGAGAGGAAGAAACAAAUUACAUGCAUACAUUGUGUGGCAGGCACAUCUCAUAUUUCGGGCAGUUCACCUCCCAGCUUUUAUCUGAGCUUCCCUUGUAGCCCCACCCCCAUCUCUCACCUGGGGUUCAGAUCAUUACUCCCUCUAACACAGCCCUAAUGCCCUUUGAUGUUUACCCUUUGGGAGUGACCUGCCCAUGGCAGCUUUGGGAAAGAUGCUUCCCUCCCAGAUACUGCUGCAGAUAUAUGCCCCCCCCCCUCGGUUUCUACUUUCUCACCUGAGCACAUGGAACAGCUCUUGAGGGUUGUUAGUAUCAGCAGCGGCAGCUGCAGUUGAAGGCAUUGGAGGCAAGGAUCAAAUUCUUUUCCAGCCCUUCAGAUGUUCUGGCUGCUGUUACAGGACAAAUGAAUUUUCUUUGUCUCCCUUUCCCUUUGCCUCGAGGCUGCCCUGUUUGUUACUUACUACAGCAGUGCCUGCUGCUGCUGCUACCGGCAGAUCAGCAAAAAUCCUUUGAGAAAUUAUGUACUUCAGAAAGUAGCCGCACCUUUUGAUUUCUUCAAAAACCUCAAGCCUGGAAAGUGUGAAAAUGAAAUGCUAACCUUUAUCAGUUCCAUUUCUUACAGUCUUUAUUCUCUUAGCUGGCUUCUGCACUCAUUAUUAAUUGGGCUUUUCUUAUCCCGUCUCCCCAACUCCCUCUCAAACUAGUUAAUAAAAGAUGUCAAGAGAUGCCAGCGUAUUUUAUCUUGUCCUUUUACAAAGCAAUGCCUAUUGCUUCUGUUGUAUUAUAUUGCCAGUAGCAGCCAUGAUUCCUUCAGGGCAAUCUUUUAAAAAUGUAUGAUCUCCUUGAGGUUCCUGCAUUCCAGGGGGUUGGACUAGAUGACCCUCGAGGUCCCUUCCAAAUCCCUACAAAUCUAUGAUGCUACCUUUAUGGAAUCUUUUCCAUGCUGAUUUUCCAGGCAGCUCUCUUGUUCCAUCAUGAUGCUGCGUGUGUGCAAAAAAGCCACGGUACAUAGCGUGAUACCCAAUUUAUUAGUACUGGAAUAAUUGUAGUCCUGUAUAUAGUUUCAUGGGAGUAAGCUCCAUGGAGCUAAGUGGUGCUGAUUGCAUAGUUUAGACUUGUAAACCUUACUGAGCUUUAACAAGAGUUUUUUCAAGCCAUGCAACUUUUUGCCUUUAAUUAGAAACACACACAAUCCUACAAAGAAGUGUUGUCAUUUAAACUGCUGGCAUGGAGUGGGAGCUCUGUCAAAGGAAAAAUAAGAAUACUUGCAGUAUUAUCUACGUAUUCAACAUUUUGGGAUAUUCUGUCCUCAAUGCUUUAUAACACCCACUUUGGCUACAGCAUCCUUUUAUUCACUUCAGAGCAGCUGAAGAAGGAAGAAGCAGAAAUGUUUUGCUGUAAGGCUUUAAUAACUUUUGUUUGUCACUGAAGAAAAAAAAAAACCAGCUUUAGUGAUUAACUGCACCCUUCCAGGAUCCAGAGUAAACUUGUCUGAAGUGUGGUGCUUGAUGCUUUAAAAAUAAUAUGUCAUGUUAACAAUAAAAGCCACCCAACUUUUAAUGAACUGUUCUUUUUCUAGGACAAAGGAUGUGAUCCCAGUUGUGAUGUACAAGAGAAACAGAACCUCCAUGAGGCUUUGCUUGAUAUUGUUUCUCAAGAACAUACCCCAACCUCUUUCUCUGAGACUGACUCGGGGAAGUUGAACGUGCUGACGCAGUUGCUGGCAGCAAUUCGGGAACUGAGCCCUGCAGAAAGGUAGGAAAUUGGUUUGGUCAGCUUCUCUCUCUCUCUUUUUUUAGUGUAGUUGAAUCUUUUGAUUUAAUCUGAUUUCUCUCAGAUGACAUACACCUAGAACAGAUGAUCCUAACAAUCGAUGUUAUAAUAAUAAUAAUUUAUUAUUUCUACCCUGCCCAUCUGGCUGGGUUUCCCCAGCCACUCUGGGCGGCUUCCAACAAAGACCAAAAAUACACUAAAAUGUCACACAUUAAAAACUUCCCUGAAUAGGGCUGCCUUCAGAUGUCUUCUGAAUGUCAGGUAGUUGUUUAUCUCUCUGACAUCUGAUGGGAGGGCGUUCCACAGGGCGGAUGCCACUACCGAGAAGGCCCUCUGCCUGGUUCCCUGUAACUUUGCUUCUCACAGUGAGGGAACUGCCAGAAGGCCCUCGGCACUGGAUCUCAGUGUCCGAGCAGAACGAUGGGCGUGGAGACGCUCCUUCAGGUAUACUGGGUCAAGGCCAUUUAGGGCUUUAAAGGUCGACACCAACACUUUGAAUUGUGCUCAGAAACUUACUGGGAGCCAAUGUAGGUCUUUCAAGACCAGUGUUAUGUGGUCUCAGUGGCCGCCCCCAGUCACCAGUCUAGCUGCCGCAUUCUGAAUUAGUUGUAGUUUCUGGGUCACCUUCAAAGGUAGCCCCACGUAGAGAGCAUUGCAGUAGUCCAAGUGGGAGAUAACUAGAGCAUGCACCACUCUGGUGAGACAGUCCACGGGCAGGUAGGGUCUCAGCCUGCGUACCAGGUGGAGCCCAUUUUGCAUGGGCAGGAGUAAAAACAAGGCAAACCCCCUCCCUCCUGAACCACAACAAUGCACUUCUUAGAACCAUGCAGGUGGCAUCUGGCUAAAACACUCUUGCUCAACCUCUGCCCCAUGACUAUUUGUCACCUUGUGCUCUUUGAAGGAAGAAGGCUAGGUCUCUAUAAUGUUGUUCAUCUGAUAACCUGGCAUUCACUGAGUUUUAGCAAAGUUGUAGCCUGGGAAGCAGGCUAGAAUCAUAGAAUCAUAGAAUCAUAGAGUUGGAAGAGACCACAAGGGCCAUCGAGUCCAACCCCCUGCCAAGCAGGAAACACCAUCAGAGCACUCCUGACAUAUGGUUGUCAAGCCUCUGCUUAAAGACCUCCAAAGAAGGAGACUCCACCACACUCCUUGGCAGCAAAUUCCACCGUCGAACAGCUCUUACUGUCAGGAAGUUCUUCCUAAUGUUUAGGUGGAAUCUUCUUUCUUGUAGUUUGGAUCCAUUGCUCCGUGUCCGCUUCUCUGGAGCAGCAGAAAACAACCUUUCUCCCUCCUCUAUGUGACAUCCUUUUAUAUAUUUGAACAUGGCUAUCAUAUCACCCCUUAACCUCCUCUUCUCCAGGCUAAACAUGCCCAGCUCUCUUAGCCGUUCCUCAUAAGGCAUCGUUUCCAGGCCUUUGACCAUUUUGGUUGCCCUCCUCUGGACACGUUCCAGUUUGUCAAUGUCCUUCUUGAAGGACAUUGAGACUAGUAUUGAGACAGACGAUUGGUCCAAUCUAGCUCAAUAUUGUCUACAGCCCUCAGCUGCUAUGAUGACCCCCCCCCCAAAAUAACCUCUUCCACAUAGCAUAUGGGACCUUUUAAAAAAACUAGUUACCGCAGGGGAGUGUUACCCUCCCCUUCCCAGCUGCCUGCCUCUAAUUCACCCUGCCGCAACCCGGGCAGGAAUUAAGAAAAUAUCUCUCAUUUGUCAUUUGGGUGAAUGGAAACUUUCUUGGGGGGGGGGGCAGUGCUGAGGAGGGGAUGCUGCAGGCCAGAUCCAAAAGUGCUGCAGACCGCAUGUGGCUUGUGGCCUGGCACUUACCUGGACCUGUUCUGUGCUAAAAGGAGCCUUUCUCGACUCUAUACCUAGAGGUUCCAAGGAUUUGAACCCUGGACCUUUUUGCAUGCAAAUUAUGUACCCUGCCCUUGGUACACACGCUAAAGAUAUAUACGUUUUGGAGAUUUAAAUGCAAUGAACAUGAAGGAACUGUAUUAGCCAGUAACAGAUCUACUGUAUUCUGGAUUGACAGAGUCGUGGUGGUAUCCAAUUACACACAGACCCUGAACAUAUUGCAAGAGGUGUGCAAACGCCAUGGAUAUUCCUAUGCAAGGCUUGACGGCAACACUCCCGUCUCCCAGAGACAGCAGAUCGUCGAUGGUUUUAAUAGUAAAUUCUGCCCAUCUUUUAUCUUCCUGCUGAGUUCAAAGGCUGGUGGCGUGGGUCUGAACCUUGUUGGGGCCUCCCAUUUAAUCUUAUAUGAUAUCGAUUGGAAUCCAGCCACGGAUAUUCAGGUUUGUUGUGAAUGUCUGAAAAGCCUUUUACACCAGGCAUCAUUAGCAGCAUCUGUUUAAUGGCACACAUUUUUGUUCAAAGAAACAUUCAGAUUUUUGUAUGCAGGUCUAUGUCCUGGGGUUGCUGAGCAUACUUACCAAAGACGGAUGCAGGUGGAAUUAAUAUAUUUUCCAUUGCAGAAGUUUAACUUACUUUCUCACAGGAAAUUUCAAACAGGAUGCUCCAAGCCCAAUUCAAAUAGGCAAACUUCUCCCUUCCGAGGGUUAUAUGGUAGUUACUUUGAGAAUAGCUACAGUGUCUUCGUCUAGCGGUUUUUUCGUCUUGCGAAGCAACCCUAUUAGCGGCUUAGCGGAUUAGCGCUAUUAGCGGUUUAGCGGCUAUUAAAGGCUUAGUGGCUUAGCUGCUAAAAGGCUAUUAGCCGCUUAGCGGCUUAGAAAAAGGGGGGAAAGCGAAAAAAAAUCUCAAGACUCGCAAGACAUUUUCGUCUUGCGAAGCAAGCCCAUAGGGAAAUUCGUCCUGCGAAGCAACUCAGAAACGGAAAACCCUUUCGUCUAGCGGGUUUUCCGUCUUGCGAGGCAUUCGUCUUGCGGGGCACCACUGUAGUUGCAUAGGGGUCUCAUUAUUUUGAGCUCAGCUGCAAGAAACGAAAAUGCCAUAACUGAUUUAUGCAGGAUGGUUAAAAUAUCUGAAGUGCUGAAUAAUUCCCCUUGCAUUCAUUGUCUGAACCACGCUUUGAAGUAAGCCAUUGCCAUUAUAUUAUUAUUAUUAUUAUUAUUAUUAUUAUUAUUAAUAUUAUUAUUAUAUUCAACUUAUACACUGCCCUAUUCCUGGAGGUCUCAGGGCAGUACACAAUAAGACCACAACAUAUAAAAUCAAACCAAAAGCAGUAACCCAAUAAACCCCCCCCAAAAGCACUAGUUCCUCAUUUAGCUCACUGAUCUUGAAACCGAGGAAGGUUAAAAAGAAAAUUUGUGAUCUGACAUGGAGGCUUGUUGCUCAAAGAAGUUAAAAAAAAAAGUCGCUGGGCUGGCCAAAGGCCUUGCACACCUAAAGUUGUUCUUUGGAUCUUAACCAUUGUUUUGCACAUUAUGCACAGACAUACACAGGGUAAAAAAAUUGUAGAGAUGGCUGCUGUUUUUAAUACCAAAUUACUUUUAAAAUUAGAUGUGUAUGGAGGAAACAGGCUUUCAUCCAGUGGAGUCGUACAUUACCUUAAUUUGUUGGGAAAGGGUUAGGGAUGAUAGAGAUGCUGUAAUCAUAAUAAAGGGGGGAGGAGCCUGUGUAGUUUUGACAAUUCAGUUUGGUUGGUCAUGGCCACUGGAUGCUUUGCUCUUGAAAUUGAUGAUACACAUUCUGUUGGUUUUAAUGGAGUCAUCUUAAGGCUAUAGUUAAUAUGAGUUGUUCUGUGACUGGUGCUGCCACAGCCUCAGGGAGGCCUGAUUUGGAGUGGCACUGCAGAGCUGGGGAAUGGGGUUUUAACCCUUUACCAUUGUGCUGAGUCUCUGAUAGAUAAUCCCUCAUGCCAGAAGCUUCUAUUAGCUGUGGAAGGCCUGUGUGUGUUUUCCUCUCCGUAGCUAAUAGCAGCUAUAGGGAGGGGUGCUGAUUUUUGUUACGCAAUUGGCAGGUGGAGGUUCAGGCUUGCACUCCCCUCCUGCCAUGCCUCAGUCCAAAUACUGCAUCACCCACAGCUGUUUAUAAGACAGGGAAGAGAUGUUGGCAGCCCCAGUUACGGUUCUCCUUCACAUGUAGUUUUGGCCAGUGGGAUCCACUUUUUAUUAAACAUAUAUAGGUUUAUGUUGCACUUGGUUUUCCUUAUAAAUUCCAGGACCUGAUAGUUUGGGUCCGAAAAAGAACUGACAACCAAAUGUUAGAGAAGCGGGUAAAUUUAAAUAAGGUGAGAUGCGCUUGCCAGCCACAAUAAUACAGAAUAGUGUGCUCAGUCAUAUUUCCCUUCUCCUUCCCUUUUAGGCAAUGGCCAGAGUUUGGAGAGAUGGGCAGAGACAUACAGUGCAUAUUUACAGACUGCUUACUACAGGUCCGCCGCAUGAUAUUUGCAAACUCUUGUUUGAGUCUGGUUCGCAGGAAACACCUCUAGAUGUAUCCACUCUUAAGAAUUAUACAGCAUUUUCUGUUGGCUUUUAUUUCAGGCCCUCACUUCCAGAAAUAAAACCAGUGUCUCUGGUUUUUUCAAUGCAGGCACAAUAGAAGAGAAAAUCUAUCAGAGACAGAUCAGUAAGCAAGGGCUCUCUGGGGCAGUUGUCGACUUUUCCAAGGGAUCCGAACACAUCCGUUUUUCUGUUGAAGAACUUAGAGAUCUGUUCACCCUGCAUGAAGAGUCUAGCUGCCUUACCCACGAUUUGCUGGAGUGUAAAUGUACAGAAAAGGAAGGUGACCUAGGUGAGUUUUGUUUUGCUUUCGUUCCUCCUCUCCAUUGGCCACUGGCUCCUCUCCAACUCGGUAUACAAUUUGGUUCCCAGCAUUCCUUUAAUGUCUUUAUAAAUUGCAAAAAUAGGGAUUGGUAGCUUUCAGUGGUAAUUGCUUUUAUGUGAAUAACAAAUUGCCUCUUUGUGGAACCUCUAAAUCAGGGAUGGAGAACCUGCUGUUGCCCUCCUGAUGACUAACAUCCAGCAUGGCCAAUGGCCAAGAGUUAGAGGUGAUGGGAGCUGUAACAGAAUAGAUUAUUAUGACUCUACAAAGUUUUAGAAGGAGUCUGAUGCUGUUUCAAGCUUCUCUUGGUAUCUCAGGAUCUUAGCUAUGGGAUCUCUCUUUGAUCAGACCUGGAUGGAAGGUGAUUUCCUGGUUCACGUCACGCCUCAGAGUAUGGGUGAGAUCAGUGUGACGCCUCCUGCGCUCCACCGGAUCGCGCCAUGCUGUUCUACUUUACCAUAUACCAACAACUAUUGCUGCGAUAUGCGAAAUUUCGUAGCCCCAACGUCACGGCGAUUAUGA